AUGAAACUACUGCUCCUCCUCCCCGCCCUUGUGGCGCUCGCCAGUUCCAAGUCUGUCCACAAGCGCAAUGCUUACGGAGACGAGCAGGUCGUUCCAGCCCCUGUUGCUCCAGCACCAGGUCCUCCAGCACCAGUUGAGCAGCCACCAGUCCCAGUUGAACAGCCAGCACCAGCUCCUGACUGUGCCCCAGCACCAGCACCCGCUCAACCGUCAGGAUACAGAGCUAAGCGCAAUGCUUACGGAGACGAACAGGUCGUUCCAGCCCCUGUUGCUCCAGCACCAGGUCCUCCAGCACCAGUUGAGCAGCCACCAGUCCCAGUUGAACAGCCAGCACCAGCUCCUAGCUGUGACCCAGUACCACCACCAGCACCCGCUCAAGCCAUCAGGAUACAGAGCUAA
Messenger RNA from Cooperia oncophora, 399 nucleotides. The record is from the annotation of a GenBank genome assembly. Lineage: Eukaryota; Metazoa; Nematoda; Chromadorea; Rhabditida; Trichostrongylidae.